AUGAGUCCCAGCAUCAUGUUGUCUGACCAUAUUGUUUCACAUAUUGUGCGCUUGCACCGUAUUCUCAGCUUUCAUCAUGGUGGUAACUUGCUGCUGGUAGGACCAUUAGGAUCACAUCUUUCAAAUCUGUGCCGCCUUGCUUUGUACAUAGCUGACAUCCCCAUUCACAAAGUGGACACAUCCAGGCAAAGCAGCUUCUUUGAUGGGCUCAGGUCAGCCAUAAGGCUCAGCGGCUCAGAAGACAAGGUUAUUUCAGUACUGCUGACAUCUCAAGACCUGCACGAUCCCAGCUACCUUGAUGCCAUCAACAGUCUGCUCAUCUGUGGAGAGUAUUCACAUUUGUUCUCUAAUGAUGAGAUUGAUGGUCUUCUCCAGGCCAUACUUCCAACAAUGAAGAGAGAGCUGCUCUGGGUUUCUGUAGAUCCCAUGAAAUAUUUUAUUUCAAGGGUGAAAUGUAAUCUUCAUUUUGUGAUCUGCUUACAGUCAAGUCAUGAUCUACUUAAAACAGCAAAAGACAACUUCCCUGGCCUUUUGACUGGUUGCCAGAUUAACUGGAUGUGUGACUGGCCACAGGAAGCUUUGCUGAGUGAGGCAUCCUAUUUUGUAGCCACACUCCAACUGUCUGAGGAAUUUGAGAACUUAAGUGAGAACAUUGCUGAGUGUCUGGCCAACAUACACGGUUGUGUACUGAGAGAGUGUGGCCGUCUGUCGUGGGCUGGAGAUAUCAGUGCUGAGAUACACCUAACAUCUUGCACACCCCUGGAAGAGAAGAAAGAGCAGCUGAGAGCAGAAAAUGCUAUUGUUCCCAACCUGCCUUACUCCAAGGUCAUCCUACUGGAGAGAAUCAGACUCAACCACUUGAAUGAAAACAGCAAAGCUAGAAAUGAAAUCUAUGUUGGACCGACAUCAUACAGACGGUUCAUGGAUACCUUUAGACAUUUGUAUUUAAACAAGAAAAAGGAGAGAACUGCUUCCUUUGAAAAAUUGAAAGCACUAGCCACACUUGACAGGACAAAGGCAGACAGCAAAAUCAUGAAAAAAGCCAUUAUGACUACUACAGCUCAGUUUGAAGAGGCACAGGGAAAAACAGCACAGAUAUUGAACAGACUGACUGUGAAGGUGACGACCUUAGAAAAGUUGAAGGCCAGAGUUGGGAUUAGCAAAUCUCUUGAUGCUUACCUGCAGUUAGAUGAAAUAAAUGUGGAGAAUGAGGAAGAAGAUGAUUUGCUGAAAGAAGAGGAGUAUGAUGAGUAUGAUGCUGAGUUUGACAGAAUGAAAGAGGCAAAUAUGAAAACUCGUGGAGUGCAGGCCAAAGAAGAGUUAAUUGAUAUACAGGCACAAGUAAAGGAAUGUAGAACCAGUCUGGCAUAUGCAAGACAGCAAGUAAUGCAUUGGAAAAGCAAAGUAGACCGCAAUGUGGUUGAAAGAAUUCGAGCUUUUCAGAACCCACCUGUUCUUGUUGGACAAGUUGUUGAAAUGGUUUUGGUGCUUAUUGGCAAGCGCCUGCCACCUCAAAGAAUCGGCGCAGCCAAGGAGAGACACUCUGGCAGAGAAGACUUGUCUUCGCAUUUGUCGACUAGUUCAGGCAGUAGCAGACUGAUAGCAAAGAAAGGUUU
Molecule: messenger RNA, 1616 nt
Organism: Candidula unifasciata
Lineage: Eukaryota; Metazoa; Mollusca; Gastropoda; Stylommatophora; Geomitridae
Source: the annotation of a GenBank genome assembly